AAACAAGUUGAAGUUCUUGCCACUUUUGUCACAAGGUGCUUAUUCUGGCAGGUGAAUUGCAAGUGUUUAUGAAGCCUUCCUUUUCUCCGAAUCGCGUGACGAUCGAUGCAAACAGCGGGCGGCCGCGCUUCGAUGACGAUGGAGACGUGGUACUGCGUGCGCUGUCGCUCUCGCCCGGCGUCAGCAGACGCCCAUUCGAUGCCACGCCGACGACUUCAUCUUGUUCCGGACUGCACCUGCUGCUCCAGGGCUUCGUCCACGCCGUUUUAUCCGGUGUCGUCGUCUCUAUUGUGCUGUGCCCUGUUAUGAUUGGCUUCGCGACCAUGAUCUUCAGUCACCCAGACUUCUCGGGCACCCUCCCCAUGCUCACUAAGCUCGUCUUCGCUUCCAGUACAAUGCACCAACUCGUGAUCACAAGUCUCUCUCCUCUACCCUUCGCCAUUGGUCAAGUACAAGACACAGGGAUGAUCUUUCUGGGCAGUAUGGCCUCGUCCAUUAUGACGGAACUCUCGGCUGUACCGCUGACAGAGCGGAUCGCCACUGUCCUGGUUCAUCUGAGUAUCAGCACAAUGUUAGUGGGUGUUGGACUCAUCCUAACAGGAAAAGCGCGCCUGGCUUCACUUGUCCAGUACCUUCCGACUCCCGUUAUCGGCGGAUACUUAGCUUACGUGGGCUUCUUUAUGGUGAAAGGUGGCAUUUCUCUUACUACCGGCGUGAGUCUUGCCUCUGUACAUGGCUGGGGUGUGCUUCUGAGUUCUCCCCGCAGCUUGAUACUACUAGCUCCGGGUCUAAUCGGUGGAAUCAUGUUGGCCAUUCUUACCUCACGCUUUCGACACUUCGCUGUAUUUCCCUGCUGUAUUCUAGUACUCCCUGCAAGCUUCUUCUUCGUCGUUUGGAUAUCCAGUUACACUCUAAAUGAUGCACGUGCUGCGGGGUUUCUUGAAGAUGAUGCUGCUAGUGUUCCAGUGAUGCAAGUGUACGAGUUGUUUGACUUCAACCACAUCCACUGGAAUGUCAUGCCUGCUCAAGUCCCAACAAUGCUCAGUAUGUUCGUCAUGAUCGCGUUUGCUUCGUCGCUGGAUAUUGCCUCUAUCUGUAUGGGAACCACCAGCAGUAUGAACUACAACGCGCAGCUACAGACAGUGGGCAUGUCCAACCUUGUAAGUGGACUCACAGGCGGGUAUACGGGCUCAUAUAUCUUCAGUCAGACGUUGUUUACUUCCCGUUUUCGACCGAGUGCAGCGGCUGAGUCACGUUUUCCUGGAAUCACAAGGUUAGUUGGAGUUACUCUCGCUCUCUGUGAGUUCUCCAUUGUUAUGACUCCCAUCUCUUUGAUGGCAAUUGUGCCCAAGUUCCUGUUUGGCGCUGUCAUGAUAUUUAUUGGUAUCGACUUGCUCAAGACUUGGCUCUUGGGUGUUUUCCACAAGCUUCUUUUCGCUGAAUACCUGACUGUGGUUGGUACUUUUUGCUGUUUGAACAUUUUUGGGGUUCAACUGGGAUUGGCCACGGGCAUUACGCUCGCAGCAGCGAGUUUCCUCGUGGAGUACGCAAAGGCUCAAGACGUUCGAAUUGUACACAAAACUAGCAACGUUAUCCGCAAUGCAGACCAGCAUGCAUUGCUUUAUGGUGCGAGUUCAGUGUCCGGCGACGCUGAUCGUAGCGAGUCUCGACAGCAGGAUGCGAUUGUUACCAUUGAGUUACAAGGUCAUAUCUUCUUUGGAUCGGCCACUCGGAUUCAAAACUGCGUCAAAAGUGCAGUUUACAUUCGAUCAGAGGGUAGAGAGAACGCUGCUAGAUCCGCUAGUAUGGGGCAAAUUCACGCGAGCGAGGAGACUGAGACUUGGCCACUGUUAUCUGUUAGACGAGAGCCAAGAUCUGGAUAUGCAACCGACGCCCAUGUCUCGGUGCCAUCUCCUCUUGUGAAUCUCCAUGGAGAACCAUGUACUGACCCUGACAGGAAACCUACGAGGUUUGUUGUUCUGGAUUUCUCUCGAGUAAGUGGGAUGGAUGCGACUGCGGCGCGUUCGUGUUUCUUGGUGCUCAAGCUUUCAUUCAGUCUUAGUAAAGUUUGUGCGGUGUACUGCGGGAUGAGACCCAGCGUCGAAUUUCUUCUGAGAGCCAACGAUGUCAUUCCCGAUGCUCAAACACAAGAAGAGGUCAUCCAAGUCGAGACCAGGCAGAGAGAAUGCUACGUCGCAUCGGACUUGGAUCUAGCACUCGAUUGGUGUGAGCAACAGCUUAUCCUGUCAGCAGCAAAAUGGCGUUCAAUUCGUUCAGGACAGCACUUAAUUCUAUCGUCAUUAAAGUCAUCCGCUCUGCCACUAGCACAAGUUUUUGCGGCGUACUUGUCGGAUACUCGAAAAGGCGAUCCAGCGACGCUACAACACUUGGAAGAACUUGCUCAGUUAUUCAAUGUGAGUGAAUGGGAAACUCAGAAGAAUCUUUUCCAGGUCGGUGAGAGAUCCAACGCGUGGUUUGUAUUGCUGCGAGGAACGGUCGAAUUACUGACAAUUCCAACGGAGGCUACACUGGCGUCUUACUCUCCAAAAUCUGAGCAGGCAGAGCCCACCAGGUUUCAGGACUCAUUCAAUACUUUAAACAACCACAAAAACCAGCCGUCCACCCAGAGGGAACUCGUGGGACGUGUCCGACCUGGCUGUAUCUUUGGAGACAUGGAUUUUAUGCUGGAGCAGCCGCGUGUAAUGGACGCCACAUCCACCGCAGCGGACACGCUUACCUGUUCAUUCACACGGAAGGAGAUGGUCGAGUUACGUGAUAAUCACCCCGAGUUGGCUCUACUUCUUCAUGAAAUUCUGUUGAGAGCCUCGUACAUGACUUUGGCGGAGAAACUUCAUUCGCUUGCUAUUUAAGUUUGUUUUUUUACUUGCGGUGACGUCGGCGGUGAAGAAUUUCGAGAACCUACCAGAAAAUGUUACGAAUGUUAGUACGGCACACAUUGUCCGAGCAGUGGAUAAAUAACUUACCCCAUCCGAACCUACAGCAUCUUCUAGUUGGUUUUCCAUUUCCGAUCGCAUCAAGGCCGAUUUCAGAACACUGCAAACGUGUUCCUCGACUUCUUCCACUCGUUUAUCCUUUGAUUUUCUUUGCAGAUCGAAGAUAGUUCUAUUGGAAGCUGAACGUGAUCCCAGUCGACUUGGUGGCGCAUGAGAUACUCGACAAGGAGAUUGGUGUGC
Molecule: messenger RNA, 3194 nt
Organism: Phytophthora nicotianae INRA-310
Lineage: Eukaryota; Oomycota; Peronosporomycetes; Peronosporales; Peronosporaceae
Exons: 2
Coding region: 69-2870 (933 amino acids)
Cellular component (GO): membrane
Source: RefSeq, a predicted model, not a curated record